Molecule: messenger RNA, 1090 nt
Organism: Fundulus heteroclitus (mummichog)
Lineage: Eukaryota; Metazoa; Chordata; Actinopteri; Cyprinodontiformes; Fundulidae
Gene: oxld1
Product: oxidoreductase-like domain containing 1
Exons: 2
Coding region: 177-632 (151 amino acids)
Cellular component (GO): mitochondrion
Source: RefSeq, a predicted model, not a curated record
UGUUUACAGCUGUUCGUCAGAGGGGAAAGUUCAAAGCUGAAGUGACGCCACUUAUUUUUAAAGGUCCCAAAAUCGGUAAUUUGUCUAAUCCGAAAAGAAAGAAGGAUAAUAACAACCUUAGUUAUAAGGACAUGAAAGUAAAGGACAGGUAACCGAGUGACCUGCAAACCGGGAGGAUGUUUAGUUUCGGUGUGACAUCCGGGAGGUGGUCGUCGGUGUCUUUACACAAGCUCUUCCUCCUCUCCUUGUUACACGUGAGAGCUCUUCGCGCCAGCCUCUGUCCUCUACACUCCUGGAGACGUUGUCUUCACUGUGGGAUCCUGCGCUCCGCGCCAACCGGACCAGAAUCCGCCCUUCCUCCUGCACAGGCCGGCCCGUCUGAGACUUCCUCCUCGGAGCAGAACCACGGCUCCUCUUCAUCUUGGUCCCCCAAGCAGGGACCCCCACCCGCUCCCACCCAUUGCUGCAUGAGCGGCUGCCAUAACUGUGUUUGGAUCGAACACGCGGAGCAACUCCUGGCCUAUUAUCAGGACGGAGGAGACAAAGCACUCGCCGCCAUAGAGGAGAACGUUCUUGAUGACAAUCUCAAAGCAUACCUUAAGAUGGAGAUCAAGCUGCUGAAAAAGAAGUGACGCUUUACUGUGAAGUGUCAGAUGGUGACUCCCGUCUACCUCGUCUGGUCAGAUUCAGCCUUUGUGAAAGCUGAAUAUUUAACUGUGUUAUGGAGCUUUUUAUCUUGCCGCCACAGAUUUUGACAACAGUUUUACUAUAAAAUGUGUUUCCAGUUAAGAGUAAGUCCUCAGCUGAUUUGAAGCUAAGUAGAUUUGAAGUAGAUUACAAACGUGAGCAUGACAUGUUGAACCAACCGUCAGCAUUUCAUUGAUGCAUGAAACUGCACUGUGUCUCUUUAAUUUGUGCAAAGCUGUGACUGUGGGGGGAAAAUAUGUUGUCUAUACUUCAAUGUCAUCGCUGUAGCUAUAAAUCAUAAGUGAACACUUUUUUAAAAUCAUCUGUUUGACAUUUAGUUAGCAUGGAGAAUGUUUCUCUUAUAGUUUUAUUUAUUUAAAUAAAAUUUUUCUAUUUAUUUUAA